Aphis gossypii (cotton aphid) is the source of this 2436-nucleotide messenger RNA. RefSeq names its product probable sodium/potassium/calcium exchanger CG1090. The record is from RefSeq and is a predicted model, not a curated record. Bases 338 to 2086 code for a protein of 582 amino acids. The transcript is spliced from 10 exons. Gene Ontology annotation, biological process: intracellular calcium ion homeostasis; calcium ion transmembrane transport. Lineage: Eukaryota; Metazoa; Arthropoda; Insecta; Hemiptera; Aphididae. Gene Ontology annotation, molecular function: calcium channel activity; calcium, potassium:sodium antiporter activity. Gene Ontology annotation, cellular component: membrane.
GCACGCACACUCGCGCGUAACGCCGAGCUAUAUUUCCCGCAGUGUAAGCGUAUAUAAUAGUCACUCACCCCUCCGCGUCAAAAGUGCACGUCAAGCGCUACUGCCGCCAUACGCACUGUCUGUUUUUAUUUUUUAUUUCUCAUUUAUAUCGGCGUACGAGCGAAAAAAAAGCCGUCGAAAUCGUUUAUCGACUUUCGUUUUACGGGAAACGCACAGCGGUCACUGCAGCAGCAGCAGCAGCCAUACAGCAGCAACCACCGACAAACUGCUCACGUCGUUGCCGUCGCACGCGAAUCGCUCGGACUAAAGUCAAAAGAACGAAUUGCGUGUCUGUCAUAUGGUUGGACAGAAGAGGCCAAGUAGAUCAUGUUCAAUAUUGAUAUGGGGUGGCUUUCUAUUGCUUUACGCCGGGCUUACCGCGAUCAUAGAUUGCACUCAGAGCAAUGGGACAAGCACGACAGUUAUUCCAUUGCCGUCCAAUGUCAACCAAUUUUCAUCCGCAGCCCCGGCGACCACGGAUGAUAUUUAUGCGUCUGGUGACGGUCAAAUAAUUUUUUCAACACAGUCUUCACUUCAAAAAGAUAAUCAAACUACGGAGAGCACUUCGGGUCUAAGUACAGCAAACACAUCAUCAAUUAUAAGCGACGAAUCUGCUGAGAAAUGCACACCACCAGCAAUAAAACAGUUCCCCAGACCUUUCAUGAGACCUUCAGUGCGACGACGAGGAGGAAUAUUAAUCCAUAUAAUUAUAUGUAUCUAUAGCUUCUUAGGAUUAGCAAUCGUAUGUGAUCACUAUUUUGUAAAGUCAUUGGAUAGAAUUUGUGAAGAACUUAAAGUAAGCCCUGAUGUUGCGGGUGCAACAUUUAUGGCGGCUGGUAGCUCCGCGCCUGAAUUGGCCACCGUUGUCAUUGGCGUAUUUCUAGCCAAAGACGAUAUAGGCGUGAGUGGAGUCAUCGGAUCAGCCGUUUUCAAUAUCAUGUUUGUCAUAGCUAUUUGUGGCUUAGCAUCCACAACUGUGACUUACCUCAACUGGUGGCCACUUUGCAGAGAUUCGUUUUUCUACACCAUAAGCAUACUCAUAAUGCUGCUAGCUAUUUAUAACGAAACUAUUUCAUGGGUUGAGAGUUCUAUGUUGCUUCUGGCGUAUGUCAUAUAUUGUGUAGCGCUGUAUUACAACUUGUAUUUGGAGGCAUGGGCCAAUACUUGGAACCUACCAUUUCCACCAAGAAAUCACGGACAAAUAAAUGAAUUAUUUGCGGAUCAACAGACAUCAGAUAUCAAAGAAGGCCAAGAACAAAUUCAAUUGACCGGUACUAAAAGUCCAACGGGUUAUGACACUACUGGAUCAACAGGAAUAGACCAACAAGAACAAAACCAACAACAACAAAAUCAACAAAUACAACAAAAUCCAGACUAUUAUAUACCUAAGGUGUAUCAUGAAGCCGAUGAGGUAAAUCCUUUGCUUAAGCCGGAAAAUGGAAACAUUUUACAUGUUAUUCAAUGGGCCGUUAUGUAUCCAAUUUAUUUUAGUUGUUAUUAUACAAUGCCGGACUGUCGGAAAGAAAUUUUUAAAAACUGGUACGGAUUAACGUUCGUCAUAUCUAUGCUAUGGAUUUCAGUGUAUUCUUAUAUAAUGGUUUGGAUGAUUACAGUUAUCGGUAAUACACUUGGGAUACCGGACACAGUCAUGGGUCUAACGUUUGUUGCAGCUGGAGUUAGUGUACCAGAUGCUCUAUCAAGUCUUUCAGUAGUUAAAGAAGGUUACGGUGACAUGGCUGUAUCUAACGCAAUCGGAAGUAACGUGUUUGACAUAUUAGUAUGCUUAGGACUUCCGUGGUUUUUGCAAACUGCUAUAUUUAAUCCAGGGAGUACUGUAAAAGUGUAUAGUAAAGGUUUAACUUAUUGCACGUUAACACUUCUAUCGACCGUAGUAUUUUUGUUAGUGGCAACGCACAUGAAUGGUUGGAAGUUAGAUAGAAAAUUUGGAGCUGUCCUUAUGUUGUGGUAUUUGAUUUUUAUUGCAAUAGCUAGUUUAUACGAAAUGAAUGGUACUAUGAAUCCACCAAGCUGUUUGACCGACUAUUAAUGUUAUAUUAUAUAAAAUAUUUAAACUAUAGGUUACGUAUAAUUUAUUAAUUUACUUUGGUUUUAAAUAAGUUUGUUUUGUAUUUUUCGUUCAAAAUAAUGUUAUUCUCCUGUCGUGCCUGACAGUUCAGCAUCCUGUGAUUUUUUUGUAUAAGUAAUAUAUUAUAAAGAAAAUAUAUAAUAUUAGGUAUAAUACAUUAAGCUAUUAUACUUAAAUUGCGUAAACGUGUUUUCUGGGAUUAAUGCUGAAUGCUGAUAUUAUCUGGAAUAAUUAUUUUUAAUUGGAAAUAUCAGAAAACUUGUAUGUCAUGAUGUUUUCUUACAAUAACACGCUGUUUUUAUAGUUUCAGU